This is a messenger RNA of Sturnus vulgaris (Common starling), 1191 nucleotides long. The record is from RefSeq and is a predicted model, not a curated record. NCBI's taxonomy places the organism in Eukaryota, Metazoa, Chordata, Aves, Passeriformes, Sturnidae.
ACCACCAAGGCUUUGGCCAAGGCUUUUUUGGAGGUGUGCAGGUACCAGCUGGAAUUCCUGAGGCGCAGAUCCAAGCGGCACAAAGGCUGCACCGGAGCCACCAAGGCCGCUCCGCAGACACCCGGCGUGGAUGUCCACGCCGACCUUUAUGUCAACAGUGUAUCCUACAGGAUCCUGCGAGACGCGCUCAAGACCGGAGCCACUGACCUGCUGCGCCUCAAGUGUCGUGAAUUCACAGCAUGGAGUAUACCGCCAUCCAAGAUCGUGACUUUGUUGGAAUCUCUGGAUCCAUCCUGUCUGCGGAGGGUGGAUCUGCCCUUCAAAAAUUUGGGAUUGUCCGGUCUCUCGGUGAUCCUGCCACACCUCUCGCGCUUCCCGGAGCUGCGCAGCCUCAGGCUCGGGAACAGCAGCGUGUACUUGCGGGACCUGACACCACUAUUGGCCAACAGAAUCCCCUGUGUGUCCAGGCAGCUGGGAAUGCUGCCCAACCUCCGGGAGCUCGACCUGGGAUAUUUACGCUUCUCCGGGAAUCUGCGCCACAUCCUUGGCGACCUCCAGGCUCCGUUGGAAAGCUUGGAAUUGGCCUCCUGCUCCCUCGUUCCCGAUGACCUCGCCUUCCUCUCCCAAAGCAUCCACGCUCCGGCCCUCAAAAGGUUGGGUCUGAGCGGCCAUGACUUCUCCCAAGGCCUCCUGGAGCCGCUCCGGCUGCUCCUGGAGGAAACCUCGGCUUCGCUGCUGUACCUGGAUCUCCUGGGAUGCGGCAUGGCCGACUCCCACCUGGAGGCGCUGCUCCCGACGCUCCGGCGCUGCUCCCGCCUGCGCUACCUGAGCCUCCAUGGCAAUUCCCUGUCCAUGGCUGCACUCAAGGGUCUGCUCCAGAAAACCUUGGAGCUGCCGGAUCUUAAACUGGUCGUGUAUCCUCGCCCCAUGGAUUGCUACAGGCUCGAGCCAUGGGAAUUUGGUCAGGGUUUCAGAAAGGUUCUGCACGAGGAACUUUUGGCAGCGGCCACCGCAGAGAUUUCCCAGCUUCUGGAGAAUUCCGGGAGAACCGACAUUGUCUGGACUGACAAUCCCUGGAGACACGAAGCCCCGGACUACUUCUCCUUGUGAUUUGGGAAAACCUCAGAGGAAGGAAGAGCUCAGAACCUACCUCAUGUAAAAGCGCCGCCGCCUCCUUCCCAAAAUCUGGGU